Messenger RNA from Trichosurus vulpecula (common brushtail), 6744 nucleotides. RefSeq names its product Gse1 coiled-coil protein (gene GSE1). The record is from RefSeq and is a predicted model, not a curated record. NCBI's taxonomy places the organism in Eukaryota, Metazoa, Chordata, Mammalia, Diprotodontia, Phalangeridae. The transcript is spliced from 17 exons. Bases 127 to 6036 code for a protein of 1969 amino acids.
CCCGCGCCCGGCGCUCGGGAAGUGUCCCCGGCGGAUGGCUGCGUGUUGGUGUGCGCCGUGUGCCGCUGCUUCCUGGGCGAGCAGUGGGCAGCGUUCGAGCGCUCGAGGACCCCCGUGGAGAAGCGCAUGUACUGGCUCAAGCGGCCCUACCAGUGCGAGGCGGGCGGGGGCGCUCCGGGCCGCCGCGCUGCGGCCCCCCAGGAGUGGAACCUCUCCUAUGCCCUGGAGCCGGGCGAAGAGGACGACGACGAGGACGACGACGAAGGGGAGGGGGCCGGAGGCGACGGCGGCGCGAGGAGGGGAGCCCGCCCCCCCCAGGAGGAGGCGCACGACUCAGACCUAUCUUCCCUCUCUGACACAGACCACCUCUCAGAGCCUGAGCCCGCCCCAGGCCCGGCCCCCAGGGACCAGGGCAGCCCGGGCUACGGCCCGCCCCCGAUUAAAGAAGCAGGCGGGUGUCCCCAGCUGCUCAAGCCGCCCCCAGCCCCUCCCCAGGGCGUCCUCCGGGGUCCCGGGGCAGGGGUGCUCAUGGGGCGGUUCAGAGAGUGGCCUCCCUCUGCAGUACCCCCCACACAUGACUCAGAGACUCUCAUUCCUGGAGAAGGGGGUGUGGAAGGGCCAAAGGUGCAACCCGAUCCUGGGCGCAAAAUGGGCACCAGGAGGAAGAAAAAAGGAACAGCAAGGCACUGGGUCCCCGAAGACAGCCCCAGUGUCCUUCGGGGCAUUCAAGGCAACUGGCGGGGGCCACCUUUCCAGUGCCCCCCAGGAGAUGGUCUGAAAAAUAACAUUGGCUUCUUGCCUACCAACCAGAGAAGGGCAUCCCAAACCCCAGGUCCCAAGCAACUUCCUGAAAGUCAUGGGGGGUAUUGUACCUCUGAGGAGGGUGAGAUCAACAUCACCAGUGAUGAGGAAGAUCAGAAGAAGCAGACCUUCCCCAAUCCCUGUAGUCGCUGGGAGGUUGCCCCAAAAGGUGGUGGCCUGGCAGAGGAGAAUGGGAGCAGCAAUAAUCUGGUGUCCGGAGACCCCUGGGCUCCUGGCCCAGACAACACCUGCUGCUACAUCUGUGGCAACCUUCUAACCCAGGCCUCUCAGCACCAGAUUCACGUUCAGAAGCAAGAGAAGACUUCCCAGGCCCCUUUCUUUCCUUUCCUGUGGCUGCAUACCCCACCUCCUGGGGCCCUGCCCAUCAGCCCUGGGGGCAGCACCCUGGUGUGCUCCUGCUGCUUCUCCUCCCUCAUGCAACAGUGGCAAAGCUUUGAACUGGCCAAUGUACCGGUCCUGCAGAGGCUUUAUGUGGUGCCUCUGAAUCCAGGGAUGCCCUCCAAAGGGAGGAGGCCCCUGAAGGAAGAGGGAGCCCCUGCUGGGCCUCAGCAGGAGGCCUGCUACCUCUGUGGGGAGGACUGUGCCCAGGAUUCCCGGACAGUGCCCACCAGAAUCAUCAACGGUAGUGCCAAGAACACCAUGCAUUUCCCUUUUGUGAAUCUCCUGCCUUGUCCACCCAAUGCCAAAGGACUCAACAGGCACUGGGAAGUCCAUAGCUGCCCCAAGUGCUAUGGGGUGCUGGAGGACAUUUGGUCCAUGUACAGGGCCUGCCAGAAUGAGGAGCUCAUAAACUCGGUGCAGAGUUUCUUGGGGAGAUACCAUCAGGUGUUUUCUGCCACUGAUUCAGGAGGGCUAGCAGUACAUCCCUCAGUGAAGGGGGGCCCAUUGUCGGUGUGCUACAUCUGUGGGGCUGAGCUGGGGCCUGGGAAGGAGUUUCAGCUCAAUGUGAACCCUCCAAGUCGCUUUGGGGAGAAGGAACCCUUCUUCCCAUUCCUCACCGUCUAUCCUCCGGCCCCCCGGGCCAGGCCUGCCGAUUCCACGGGGCUGGUGGCCACCUGUGUGCUCUGUUACCACGACCUGCUAGGACAGUGGCUGCAGCAUGAAGGGAGAAGCUCCCACCACCCCAUCAGCGCCUGGUCCCGUCAGUACAAAGUGGAGACCUUCGUGUGCUUCUUCUGCCAACAGGAGAAGAAGCGGUGCCUUGGAUUAAAAGCCGUGCGGGUGGCCCGGCUGCCCAUGUUCCUCUACACCUUGAGAGCCGGUCACAGUUUGCUCGUGGAUGAUGGCAAGCAGCUGAUUAUCGGGGCUUGUGUGGAGUGUGGCACCGUGGUGUUUGCUGGCAAAGCUCUGACCCACCCCGGAGUGCUGGUCAGGGCCUCCCCAGCCGCUACACAGAAGGCUUCUUCCUCUUCCCUUGAGGCAUCGAUUGCUACAAGGCCCCCUUUCAAGGAUGUAGAAGUACGUCCAGGGGUGCCGGACAACCUGGACAGAGGCAACCGGACAGUGCAGGAGGCCGUCUCUAGCUCUGACCAAUGCCAGCUGAGUGGACUGGAUCCAGAGAGUGCCGACCUUGGAGCCAUAAGCAUGAGCCAUGAGCCAAAGUCCCCUUCAAUAGGAAUGCUUUCAACAGCUACUCGGACCACUGCUACCGUCAGCCCCUUGACCCCUUCUCCUCUCAAUGGCUCCCUUGUACCCAACGGCAGCCCAGCGGCCACCAGCAACCUGUCAGUUCAAGCAGCGCCCUCCUCCAGCUUCGCCGCUGCCCUUCGAAAACUCGCAAAACAGGCAGAAGAACCAAGAGGGUCUUCAAUAAGCAGUGAAUCUUCCCCAGUCUCUUCUCCGGCAACCAACCACAGCUCUCCUGCUAGCACGCCUAAGCGAGUACCCAUGGGGCCCAUCAUUGUUCCUCCAGGGGGCCACAGCGUCCCCAGCACACCGCCAGUGGUCACCAUCGCACCAACAAAAACGGUCAAUGGUGUCUGGAGAAGUGAGAGCCGACAGCAAGAAGCAGGAUCUAGAAGUGGCAGCAGCAGAGACCGCCUGAUCGUGGAGCCGCCCCUGGCGCAGGAGAAGGCAGCAGGGCCAGCCAUCCCUUCCCACCUCCUGAGCUCUCCCUACCCCUUCAGCAUCCCCCCCAGUUCUGUUGUUCAAGACUCCCGCUUCCCACCGCUGAACAGCCUCCAGCGCCCUGUACAUCAUGUGGUACCCCCCAGCACCGUCACCGAGGACUAUCUGCGGAGUUUCCGCCCUUAUCACACAACAGAAGAGCUCCGAAUGUCCUCACUACCACCCAUCAGCCUCGAUCCAGCCACAGCUGCUGCCUAUUACCACCCCAGCUACCUGGCCCCUCAUCCCUUCCCACACCCAGCCUUCAGGGUGGAUGAUUCCUACUGCCUUUCAGCCCUGCGCUCCCCCUUCUACCCGAUCCCAACCCCUGGCUCGUUACCUCCUUUACACCCAUCAGCUAUGCACCUCCACCUCUCGGGGGUCAGGUACCCUGCAGAGCUCUCUCACUCAUCCCUCUCGGCACUGCAGACGGAGCGGAUGUCAAGUCUCACUGCGGAGAGGUUACAGAUGGAUGAGGAGCUGAGACGGGAGAGGGAACGGGAGAGAGAACGGGAGAGGGAACGGGAGAAGGAGCGAGAACGGGAAGCUGAUCGGGAGAGAGAGAAGGAGCGGGAAAGGGAGCGAGAACGGGAAAAAGAACUGGAAAGAGAGCGAGAAAAGGAAAGGGAACGGGAAAGAGAGAAGGAGCUGGAGAGACAACGUGAGCGAGCCCGAGAGAAGGAGCUGAUGGUCAAGACCAUAGAGAACCAGUUCCUGCCAGUGUCUGAGCUGCAUGGGCUACGAGUCCUUCCAGGAGAGGAUCGGGUGAAACCUGCAGAGCAACUAACACCAAACAGACCAGAAAAACUCAAGGAGCCUGCCCUGCAGACCCCCAAGGCUGUCCAGCACCCCUUGCACCCUACCCCUGCCUCCCAUCACCCAGUACCCAGCCUCAUCUCCAACCACAGCAUCUUCCCCCUGCCCGGGAGCAGCGCAGCCACAGCCCUACUGAUCCAGCGUACGAAUGAGGAAGAGAAGUGGCUGGCUCGCCAACGGAGACUUCGGCAAGAGAAGGAAGACCGGCAGUCCCAGGUGUCGGAGUUCCGACAGCAGGUCUUGGAGCAGCAUCUCGACAUCAGUCGCCCCCCAGCUCCAACAGAGCCCGAACAUAGGCCUGAGAACCCCAGACCGGGACCAAAUCGUCAUGAGCCAAGCAGCCGAGACCAGCCGCAGCACUUUGGAGGGCCCCCGCCCCUCAUCUCCCCCAAACCUCAGCACCAUCCCAUGCCAACCUCACUCUGGAAUCCAGUAACCUUGAUGGAAAACACCCUGGAACCACGAAGGGUACAAGAAAACCAUUCUCUCCAUACCCACCCAGCUCCAUUUGAGCCCAGCCGACAAGCAAUCCCCUUGGUUAAGGUAGAACGAGUUUUCUGCCCUGAGAAGCUUGAAGAGGGGACUCGGAAGAGGGAGGCAAGCUUGGACAAAUACCAGCCACUCAGGGAGCCUGGGCCAUUGGAACACAGUGGGUUUUCUCACGGGCCCUUCUUGGCUGAACUGGAGAAGUCCACUCAGACCAUCCUCAGCCAGCAGAGAGCAGCUCUCCCCCAGCCUGGACAGUUCCCUGACGUGAACCUGCCCCCAAAGCCCAGCUCUCCGUAUCGGCCCCAGCUCCCCAGGGGCCCUGACCCCAUGUAUGUUUACGACGAGUUCUUACAACAGCAUCGGAAGCUGGUCAGCAAACUGGACCUGGAGGAGCGCAGGCGGCGGGAAGCCCAAGAGAAAGGCUACUACUAUGACCUGGAUGACUCUUAUGAUGAGAGUGAUGAAGAAGAAGUCCGGGCCCACCUCCGAUGUGUUGCUGAGCAGCCACCGCUCAAGCUGGACACUUCCUCUGAGAAGCUAGAAUUCCUGCAGCUCUUUGGCCUGACCACCCGACAGCAGAAGGAGGAGUUACUGACUCAGAAGAGGAGGAAGAGGCGUCGGAUGCUGAGGGAGCGGAGUCCGUCACCCCCAGCAGUUCAGAAUAAACGACAGACCCCUUCCCCCAGGCUCGUGCUCUCCACUCGAUACAGCCCUGAUGAGAUGAACAAUAGCCCCAACUUUGAAGAGAAGAAGAGGUUCCUGACCAUCUUCCACCUGACUCACAUCAGUGCAGAGAAGAGAAAAGACAAAGAGAAACUUGUUGAAAUGCUCCAUGCCAUGAAACAGAAGACAAUGUCGGCAGCAGUGACAGACUCAGUGAAAAACGCUUCGAGGGACAGCCCCAUUAUCUCCCUGAGCGAGCCGCCAAUGCAGCAAGUCCCUGCAGAUGCAGAUAAACCCAUUAGUACCGCAGCUUCCUUAUCUGACGCCCCGAAGCCCACAGAGCCUGGAAGACUUGAACAGCUCAGACCCCAGGAGCUCCAGAGAGUUGGGGAUCCAGCCUCAGAGAAGGCCAGAAUGAGCGAAACCCACGGCGGGAAGAAGAGUUUGAGCAUGCUCCAUUAUGUCCGGGGCUCCCUGUCCAAGGAUACCCCCAUCCCAUUGUCACACAGCGUGAAUGGGAAAAACAAGCCUUGGGAAGCCUUCAUGGCAGAAGAGUUUGCACACCAAUUUCAUGAGUCCGUGCUUCAGUCCACCCAGAAGGCCUUGCAGAAGCAUAAAGGAAGUACAACCUUGCUCUCUGCUGAGCAAAACCAUAAAGUUGACACCUCCAUCCACUAUAACAUUCCUGAGUUACAGUCCUCCAGCCGGGUAUCGAUGCCUCAACACAAUGGGCAGCAGGAGCCCUCAUCUGUGAGGAAGGGCCCCAUUUCCCAGGAGCUGGACAGAGACUCGGAGGAGGAAGACAAAGAUGAAGAUGAAGAAGAAGAGGAGGAAGAAGCCCCCAGACCCAAGUGGCAAGGGAUUGAGGCAAUUUUUGAAGCUUACCAGGAACACAUAGAAGAACAAAACCUGGAAAGGCACGUGUUGCAGACCCAGUGCAGACGGCUGGAAGCCCAGCAUUAUAGCCUCAGUCUGACAGCAGAGCAGCUCUCACACAGCAUGGCGGAAUUAAGGAGCCAGAAACAGAAGAUUGUUUCAGAAAGGGAGCGACUUCAGGCAGAACUGGAUCACUUACGAAAGUGCCUUGCGUUGCCUGCAAUGCAGUGGUCUAGGGGUUACUUCAAGGGAUAUCCCAGGUGACGUUCCCUUGCACUAGGCCGAACAUAUAGUAUAGAAAUAUUAUCUAUUUUAUUACCUUGAAUAUUUAAUAUUUUUCACUGGGAGGUUUGAAGCUUAAAAAAAAAGAAAAAAAGAAAAAGAAAUUGAGAAUGUGCCAUGCAUGAAGCAAAGGAUUCUGGGAUCCAGGAAAAAAACUUAAAUCUUGACUUCAAUGCAAUCGAAUCACCUUUAUAAUUCUGCAAGCAACCCAAUUAGGAAGCCCAUAGCUUUUGUUUUCUUUUCAAGUUGGUUUUGUUCUCCCCGCCCCUUUAUUGUUUUGGCUUUUACAUAUAUAUAUAUACACACACAUAUAUAUAUAUAUAUAUGAUGAAGAUGAAGGUUUCAUUACCAACACUAAAACCCAUUCAGUGUCCCAGGAGUGCCCAUCUGCACUUGACUGGAUCAAACCAAUUCUGUAUUCUUUCUGUUGCCAUGUUAGUACUGAAGAACUGAAUUUCUGCUCGGUGAGGAUGGGGUUGGCCUCCAUCUAGCCCACAAGUAGUAUGGCUUUCUUCGGUUGGAGAGGAGAUCGGGUGCAUUGUAAGUGACAGGAUUGUUCAUUUCAGUUACUCCAGUAAUUACCUUCAGAGCAUCAUGUCCUGGGAGCAAACAAAGCCACAGUACUUGAGACUUUCCCUAAGGCUUUCCCACUGGAAAUGCACUUAUCUAAAAAUAAAAUGAAUAAACAAA